UUUUAUAGUGCUGUGAAAAAUAACGCGUUAAUUCAAUUACAGGUUUAACUAGUUUUUUUUUUUUUUAACGCAUUUAACGCAUGCGCAGAAUGAGCUUCCAAUCCGUCUGUUGUUGGUCGUCGGGACGAAAAAAAAGUCACUUGCAAAAUGAGCUUCCAAUACACCACUUCAAUCUGAACUCUGUCCGCUCUCAUGCAGACAGUCUGUUCAUCGGUAAUGAUCCUUCCGCAGGUUCACCUACGGAAACCUUGUUACGACUUCUACUUCCUGUAGAUCAGGGUCUCAACACGUCGAUCGCGACCUGCCAGUCGAUCGCGGCGUAGUGUUGGUAGAUCGCAUGACAUUAAAAAGAUUGGCCCGCCCCCUGACAUGUUCUCUAUAGCACGUCUUUGUUCUUUUAUUAAACUAAACGUCUGUUGUUGAUCGUAUCUCCACAGCAGCAUGUCAUUUCUGUCUCUUCGCGUUGCGUUAACACUUAUCGAUCUCCGUCUCGCGCUCCACAGAGCUCCGUGCGCGCGCAUCGGGACCGAGCAAAAAAAAAGUCACUUGUCAAUCUGUCCCCGUGUCCGGGCCGGUGAGGUUUCAGCUUUGCAGCGGUGUCCCCGCCGUCCCUUUCAUCACGGCCCAGUUCAUGAAGAAAACCCACACAGUCAGUUCGCCUCAGCAGCUGCUAGAGGAAGACUAGAGGCCUUUAGAUUGUGUCAUGGUGGAGUUAAUGGUUGACAAACAAGAGAAAAAUGUUCUGUUUAACCUCCUGUUACAUUUACUAACGUAUUUUACCCUCGGGGUCAAUUUGACCCCAGCAAUUAAAACCUCCAGAAAAUUAUUAGAAUUAAUAUUGCUUCCCAAGUUUAAGUGUGAGGUACUUUAUGUUUGUUUGUUGACUAACUAAAUAGCCCUUUAAAUAAAUAAAAAAGUUGAUAUUUCUUAUGUUUGACACAGUGAAAAACAGCCUGGGGUCAAAUUGACCCCAAAGAACACCGACAUUAAACAUUGAAUGGGGUCAAAUUGACCCGAAAGGUAACAGGAGGGUUAAACAUUCUGUUUAGGAUGAAGAUGUAUUAAUGUUCCAUAUGGAAGAAAACUGCUAAAUAACUGCUGAGUUGCAGCACCAUUGUAUAGAAGAAUGUAUAAAUGUAUAUAUCCGUCUUUUGUCAUAAAUCUCUAUGUUCUCACAAAAUAUACCGAGAAUAUCGGUAAUAUGUGAUUAAUCAUGAUUAAUCCACAAAAACCUGUGAUUAACCCGAUUAAAAAUUUUAAUCGUUUCACAGCCCUAAUAUUUUACCUACCUUGUACAGGCAAUACAGCUGGGACAGACACAACAAAGAACAAAAACAAAAUGCUAGUAAAUUAUCGAAAUUAUGGGGGCAUUCUUUGCCCCUCUCCGAGUCAUAUCAGGGGCAAAAUUAUAUUUCUUGGGGGCAGUUUUGCUCUUUUUUUACUCAGUAUUGACGAUGUAUCACAAGUAUGGUUUGAGUCAUUUUGAGGAAUAAAGUGUCAAUAGUUUUGUCCCAAAUGAAAACAGCGUGUUUUAAUAUUUGAUUUAUUCUCCUGGGAAUUAAUUUGCCUUCUGCCUUUCAUGAUAAAAAUGUUAAACCUUUUACUUUUAGUAGUUGACAGUUGGAAUUGUUCCAAUUUAGCUUUUUGAGAUGCAUUGACGUUGAGUUUGUCACCUUUACGUCACACACAUCGUAUAAUUAUUAUUAUCCCGUAACAAGAAGACAUCAGUCAACAGCCUCAUCAGCAAAUCGGACCAAAUUAAAAUUUAAAUAUCAUAAAUGUUUGUUUGCACACAGAGUGCAAUAAUCCCAAAAUCCAAUGGGGGGGGAAAUCCCACUGGUCUUUCCCUGAGGGAACCAGCACCCUGUUGGGGGUUUGAUGGCAACGCAUUAGUUUCACACGUAGUUGAUCUCCAACCAAAGUUUUUAAGGGAUCAGACUUAUUUAAUUAUUGCAGCUCAUCCUCCCAAAAUAUUUGGAUGGCAAUCCAUUCAAUAGCUGCCCAGAUAUUUGAAUCAACGAUAAACAUGUCGGGGCGUCACAUCCGUUUAGAGACGCCCUGAGGCCGGCCAGGUGUGGUCGUUGGAGGCUGAGACCAGACGGCACAAUUACAAUCAGGUGUUGGACUAAUGUUUCUACUUUUGCUCCACCCAGACAACCCUCUCCUAAAAUCUGAUGUUGAGCUUCCUGUGUGGCCUGACUGGCAUCGAGCCGGCCUGGUUUAUCUUUUCCUGCGACUUGGUUGUCAAAAAUGUCUUCUUUUAUAAAAAAUAAAAAAAGCUUUUUGUUUAUUUUUAUUUUUCAAGUCGCUAAAUGUCCUUUUUGUUGCACUUUUUUGGCUCCCAGGUCCUCGAGAUGCAGGCGGUGGAUUUAAUGAUGAAACGUGAACCACGGGUCCACUGGGUGGACCCAGGCUAGACCAAUGUUGUCACCAGGAACACCAUCUCCAGCGGGCCAUCUCGGCGCAGCAGGUGUACGGCGAGAAGCGGGACAACAUGGUCAUCCCGGUGCCCGAGGCGGAGAGUGACAUCACCUACUACGAAUCCCUCUACCCCGGGGAGUUCAACAUGCCAAAGCAGCUAAUUCACAUACAGCCAGCUUUCAGCUUGGACACCGAGCAGCCCGACUACGACAUGGACUCGGAAGACGACACGUUCGUCAACAAGCUGAAUAAGAAGAUAGAGAUCAGCUUCCUGCAGUUUGAGGAGAUGAUCGACCGGCUGGAGAAAGGCAGCGGACAGCAGGCGGUGAGCCUUCCGGAGGCCAAGCUGCUGCUGAAGGAGGACGACGAGCUCAUCAAGGAGGUCUUCGACUACUGGAGCCGCAAGAAGAAAAGCAGCCGCGCCAACUGCCUCCUCCCCAACGUCAAGCCGGAGCGGCGGGAUGGCUCCAGCACCAGCGACCCCUACGUGGCGUUCCGCCGGCGCACCGAGAAGAUGCAGACCAGGAAGAACCGCAAGAACGACGAGGCGUCCUACGAGAAGAUGCUGAAGCUGCGCCGGGAUCUCAGCCGAGCCGUCACCAUCCUGGAGAUGAUCAAACGGAGGGAGAAGAGCAAGAGAGAGCUGCUGCACCUCACGGUGGAGAUCUUUGAGAAGAGAAACGUCAUGUCGGACUACAGCGGCGAGGUGAUGGCGGAGGUGUUGGCCGAGCGGGCGCUGGUGAGGCCGCAGAUCAUUCCCCUGGUCCCGGUCACCAACCAGUACCGACACCAGGACCACAUGGACCUCAAGGACUACAAGUCCAAGCCCGAGAAGGCGGAAGCCCCCCGUCAGAAGAGGCCGUACCAGAAGAAGCAGAAGGCGUUGCCCCUCUCGUCGGGCCCCGCCCACCACCCGGGCCCCGUCGUCUUCAACGCCAAGGACCUCAACCAGUACGACUUCCCCAGCUCGGACGACGAGCCCUUCUCCCAGCUGCACUCGGGCUCAUCGGAAGCCGAGGAGGAGAACGACCCCGAUGGCGCCUUCGCCUUUCGCAGGAAGACGGGCUGCCAGUACAACGCCGCCCGUCUGGAGCGCGUGGGCGGCUGGCCGUGGUGCGGGCCCCGGGACGGCGGCCUGGCGGAGGCCCGCUUCCGCUACAGCCUCACCACGCUCACCCUGCCGCGCCGCUGCCUCGGCGUGGCCCGGCGGCGCGUGGGGCGAGGCGGCAGGGUGUUGCUGGACAGGGCGUCCACGGACUACGACGUCUUCAACGGUUUGGAUCCAGAAGUGCUGGGCCUUCCUCUCCCCUCCUCCUCGUCGCCUCCUCCUCCUACGACUACUUCGCGCUCGCCGGCGGCCACCGACAAGUUUGCCAGUACCUCAGAAACGAAUACCUCGGACAGAAGUUCUUCCUCCCUCAACGCCGCCCUUUGCUCCUCGCCCUCUUCCACGGACCUCAGUCAGAUACUGUUGAAUAUACGGUCGUGCCGAUGGAGGCACUUUAGACCGCGGACGCUACCCCUGCACGAGCUGGACAACGCCCACCCGCUAUUCAGGAAGCUGAGCCGAGGCCUGAAGCGGCCGGGCUCCGCCUCCUCCGGGGGUCGGCCGUACGGCGCCCAGCGGCCGGUGAGGGUCGUCGCCGCGCCCGUUGCCGCUUUCACAGCCGAACAGUACCAGCAGCAUCAGGAGCAGCUGGCCCUGAUGCAGAAGCAGCAGCUGGAGCAGAUCCAGCUGCAGCAGCACGCCAACAGCACAAAGGGCCUGCCCAACACGUUGGACCAGGCCGGCGCUCAGUUCGCCGCCUCGGCCAUCGUCGCCACUGAGAAACUGCUGGCCCUGGGAGGCGGAGUCAACGGCGUCUUCGCCCCCUCAGGUGUCUAUAAGGGUCUGCACAUCUCAAGCACAGCGUCCCCUUCCCCCGCCGCCCCGGCUCCACCCGCCUCCACCCUGCCGUCCGCCUUGCUCCACCCCUGCACCGCCACCACCACCAGCUCCGGCAGCAACAACGGCACCGCCCACCCCGCCGCCAACGCCACUCAGGUCCUGCUGGGCAACAACAACAACAACAACGGCAGCAACGUCCUCCGUCUGGGAGUUCCCGCCGGCAAGCGCGUCGUCCACGCCCCGCGGAUGCUGAGCGCCGCCAUGUCCACGUCCGCCUUAAAGCUCGCUCACGCCGCCACCGCCAACUGUCAGAAGCCCAAGGUGGCCGCGGCCGCCGCCUCGCCGCUGGACAUCGCGCCCAGGGAGACUCACGAACAAGACAAGCCAGCACUGAACAGUCUGUCAGAGAACACAGUGGCCAUGGAGGUGACGUAGCCUCCCAGAGGAGGCGCGACUCCGUCGUCGUCGUUGUUUUUCUUCGCCGCUCUGCAUCGUUCAUUCGCGGUGAAAAGCAAACAGGUGGCGGAUCGAGCGCGGCGAAGGCGGCCGGGUUUCCUUGGCAACCGUUUUGGGACUUAAUUGCAAUGCUCGUCUCGUACAAAUUUAUUUUCCUCCCCCCUUAGAAAAAAAACCCACAAGUCCCCAUUUGUUCCUGUUGAUAAGAGAUCGUCUGUAAAUUCUUAAUAUGGCAAUUAUAUGUACAGCACUGCAUAUUUGUAAUACCCCCCCCCCCCCCGUUCUUGUAUAUGACAUUACUUGAAUACAGAAUUGUUCAUUUGUGAUGUUUUGCACACGAGAUAUUGAAAAACACAAAUUAAAAAGAGAAGCUGCAACUGGUGAGUUUGGGCGUGAGCGUCGUCCCCGCGGCGACACGUCGGAUCUAUUUAUUGUGCCGUGUUUACAAAGGUUCUUUUUUUAAUUUUUUUUUACAUGUCGUUUUUCACCCCUAUGUUUCUUUACAUUUUAUUUUUAUACACUGUAGCCCUCACCGGUUCCCCCGUGCUGUCGUCGGUGUUUAGUUAGAUUUAAAAAAGAAUAUGCAGGAAAAAAAACUAAAUUUUUUUUGGGAUGUCGUGAACAUGGCGUUGUUGUUGUUGCUGUUUUGGGGUCGGCGUGUCGCGUUGGAGGCUCACAGGUUCGGGGCGCACGGCGGGUGUGAUCAGUUUCCACAAAGCUCUUCCAUACAUUUAAUAUUCCUGAGGCGAGAAACAAAACAAUGGGGAUGACUUUAUUCCCAGAAGCCUUUGCUGCUUCUGACUCAUCUAAGCACUAUGUGAUUUUUGUUUCUUCUUUAUUGAUUGAUGCUGCUUUUUAUUAUUUUAUUUUUUUGGGGCCAUCUGGUUUGUACAGGAUGACCUCAUUUACUUCUCUCAAGACCCCCCCCCCCACCCACUCCUCCUCAUUUUUAAUUAUAUUUGUAUAUUUUCCACUUUCCUUGAUGGAAAAACUUCAUUAUUUUGUUACUUGAUCUUUAAAAAAAACAUCUAUAAGGGAGUAUAAAUAAAAUUGCAGUAACUGACAUUUAUCAUUCCAGCUUCGACAAAAACAAUUACAAAUGUGUAUUAAUUGAGGGGGGGAGAAGAAAAAAUAACAAGUUUUCUCUACUUAAAAAAAUAAAAAGUCUCCAGAAGGCCUCGAACCACAGCGCCAUCAGGUGCCUUCAUGUGGGAAAGAAAAAGUCUGAAGUUUGUCUCUUCUGUGAAGAGUUUGGUACUGAACAAGCUACUUGUAGUUCUUCUUUGUCUGUACCACGAGCCCAAAGCCCGGUCCACUGGCCCAGUUUUUGUUUUUGUAAACUCUCACACACAGGAAAGACUUAAUAAUCCUCUUGAAUUGUCAUGAAAUGAAAUAAAAAUCCAGGGCAUUAUGUG
Pseudoliparis swirei is the source of this 6180-nucleotide messenger RNA. Its product is annotated as enhancer of polycomb homolog 1-like. Gene Ontology annotation, biological process: regulation of transcription by RNA polymerase II. Bases 2495 to 4744 code for a protein of 749 amino acids. Gene Ontology annotation, cellular component: piccolo histone acetyltransferase complex. NCBI's taxonomy places the organism in Eukaryota, Metazoa, Chordata, Actinopteri, Perciformes, Liparidae. The record is from RefSeq and is a predicted model, not a curated record. The transcript is spliced from 15 exons.